Messenger RNA from Pezoporus occidentalis (night parrot), 1835 nucleotides. RefSeq names its product hyaluronidase-1-like. Gene Ontology annotation, biological process: hyaluronan catabolic process; carbohydrate metabolic process. The transcript has 4 exons. The coding region runs from base 1 to 1722 and encodes 573 amino acids. Gene Ontology annotation, molecular function: hyalurononglucosaminidase activity. Lineage: Eukaryota; Metazoa; Chordata; Aves; Psittaciformes; Psittacidae. The record is from RefSeq and is a predicted model, not a curated record. Gene Ontology annotation, cellular component: cytoplasmic vesicle.
AUGGAGGGCGGGGGGGCCUCUCCUGUUGUAAGGAGAGAUGGGGGCGGGGGGGGGGUGCAUGGGGGCAUGGAGCGGGUGCUGUGUGGUGCUAAGCCCCUGUGCGCUGCCCCACACCGAAGUGCUUUACCUCGAAUAAAGCUGGGUGCGCGUCAGCGGGGUGUGGGCUGUUUCGGGGGGGCACAGCUCGCCCCGCUCCCGGGCGGGCUCCGCCACGGCCGGGCCACACACGUGGAGGCAGCGGCGGGGGCCGCCCCGCGCUCCGCUUCUCCCCGCCCGUUCCCGCAAGCCCCGCCCCCAGAGGGUCUGGCCCCGCCCCGCGUUCCCCGUGCGCGCGGGGUGCCCGCGAUAUCGCGACAGCGACCGGCGCGAUACGGCCGCGACUGCUUCAGGACACAUCCUGCUCCCACCAGCACCAUGGCAUUGGGGUGGUCCUGCUGGGUCUUCCUGCUGCUCCUGCCUUCCCUGGCCUGCGCCAGGGGGCCGGGCCCUGUCCUUGUCAACCGCCCCUUUGUCACCAUCUGGAACAUCCCCACGGAGCGCUGCGCCGAGAAGUACAACGUCACCCUCAACCUGGAGGUCUUUGAUGUGUUGGCCAACGACCAGCAGUCCUUCACCGGGCAGGACAUCACCCUGUUCUACAGCAAGGAGCUGGGGCUCCUCCCCUACUACACAUCUGAGGGGAUGCCAGUGAACGGGGGCCUCCCCCAAAAUGCCAGCCUGCAGGCCCACCUCCAGCAGGCCACCUGGGACAUCAAGUUCACCCUGCCCAGCCCUGCCUACAGAGGACUGGCCGUCAUCGACUGGGAGAAGUGGCGCCCGCUGUGGGUCCGCAACUGGGCCUCCAUGGACAUCUACCAGCAGCAGUCGGAGGAGCUGGUGCGGCAGCAGCACCCGCAGUGGCCCCCCGAGCUGGUGAAGGAGGCGGCCAAGCAGCAGUUUGAGCAGAGCGCCCGCAACUUCAUGGAGCAGACCCUGCGGCUGGGUGAGACCCUCCGUUCCGACAGCUACUGGGGGUUCUAUGGCUUCCCUGACUGCUACAACAAUGACUUCGACAGCCUGCCCUACACCGGGAUGUGCCCAGUGGUGGAGCAGCAGAGGAACAAGGAGCUGUGGUGGCUCUGGGAGAGCAGCCGGGCGCUCUACCCCAGCAUCUACCUGCCCUCCUCCCUCAACGGCACCAACAAGGCGCUUGCCUACGUCCGGCACCGUGUGGCUGAGGCUUUUGCCAUGCAGCGUGGUGUCCUUGAUGGUGGCAUCCCUGUUCUGCCCUACUCCCAGAUUGCCUUUGACUGCACAGUCAACUUCCUUUCCCAGGAGGACCUGAUGAACACCAUCGGGGAGAGUGCAGCUCAGGGUGCUGCUGGCAUAAUCCUCUGGGGCAGCCUCAACUACAGCAACUCCAAGGAGAUGUGCCUGAGGCUGAAGGACUAUGUGGAAGGGCCACUAGGCCACUACAUCGUCAAUGUGACGGCCAGCACUGAUCUCUGCAGCCAGAGCUUGUGCUCCGGCCAGGGCCGAUGCGUGCGCAAGGAGGACAAGCAGGGCUUCCUCCACCUCGACCCCUUCCGCUUUGCCAUCAACCUGCAAGCUGGCAAGCCCUGGCUGGUGACCCAGAGCCUGGAGUCCACUGAUGACACCCCGAGGCUGGCUGAGCAGUUCAGGUGCCAGUGCUAUGACAAGUGGCAGGGGCCCCGCUGCGACACUCAGGACACCACUAGGUAAUGUGCACAGGGAUAGCGGGGCAGGCAGGGUGACACUGCCUCACGCCCCAGAACCCUCACCAUGGGGGUGGGACCCCCUGUGGCACCGCUAAUAAAACCAGUAGGCACUCGCAA